AUGAUAAUCACCGCCGCGUUCCAGUUUGCAAUGGGCUUCCUCGCCUUGCUGCUGAGAUACGGCGAGCGAGGCCGCUUUCAUCACGUGGCAGAGAGAAUCAAACGGGGAUGUAGACGUGUCGUUUGGGUGUUGACCUGCUUCCAUUGCGGCCCCUGCAAGUUCCUCUGGCGCUGCUGCAGACGGAAAGGUGUAGUCUCGGCUCGUAAGCCAACAGCGGACCCGUCGUCCUCUGGUGCCGGUGCGAACGGCGCAGACGGUCAGCUACGACCGUCCAGAUUCGCAUUCAUUCUCAAGGUGACCGAAAUUCCGGACUGUCUGGCGGACAACUUCCGAUGGUACUGGUUUCUGCUGGCAGGCCAGGCCGGACUUAUGGUACGUGAGAUCAUUGUGAUUCAGAUGCUCAAUGGAUGGUACUGGGAGGUGUGUGCGGCAAACUUGGCCAUGUGGAUCGUCAUCACCCUUAUCGUCCGCCAGGUUUGGCUGUUUUCCAGGGUCAGGAACAAGUCGCCCAGGGCAGUAGACCAGAUACUUGACAUGCUUCUCCUGCCGAUCAACUAUGGAUUCCUAUGUGCUUUGUGUGUUCGUAUUCUGAAGUUGGAGAACACGGACCAGAACCGCACGAUUGUGUCGGCUAUGAUUGACAGUGCUGAUAUUUGGGAGUCCUGGGCGCUCUGGUCCGUUCUGAAGUUGUUCGUGAAGAUUGUGGAGCAUGCGAGCCAGCGUGUGGUUUCUCGGGAGAACGACUUUCGUCAAACCGCGCGGCAACGACAGCGUACUUUGUCCACAAUGAUUGCCGCAGAUGCCAGCACGGCCACUAGCAAGCUCGAGGACGUGACGCCACCUGCUCCAGGCCCCCCUCCGAGUGAAGAGGUCGCGGCAGGCGUGAUGCCGACCGGUGAAGGUGACCAUGCAGGCCCCACGCUGGCUGGACGAGACCCCUUGCCGGCUGAAGAAGAAGUCGCCACAGGCCUCAUGCCGCCCAGCGAUGCCGUCGACACAGGCCUUGUGCAAGCCGAUGGGGAGGAGCUGGCGGCAGCACAUGCAAGGACUGCAGGAGAUCCUCGCCCAUCACCUCGUUCGAGGAAUCAGGUGAGGGAGCCGACGGGUCGUCGGAGCAUCUCCUGGCCGAGUCUCCGGCGCACGCAGCCUCGCCAGGGGAAGCGCAAGGAGAGACCUUGGUCCCAGGAGCCCGAGCCUUGCAGGGGCCGGAGCCAGGCUCUGAAGCCCAGCUCCGAGGAGGACUUCAAGCUGACUCGUUCCAGAACGACCUCCAUCCUGGAAGAGACAGCUGAGCAGCUGGAGGAGGCUCCAAGAAGCCCUCGCUUGAGCGCCGGGGACGAGGAGGACUCUGGGAAGCAGCACGAGGAGGAGGUGGAGAAGGAAGGUCAAGACGGAGUCGACAAAGAGGCGACUCCACUGUCCAGCGAUGCAGAGCUCCUGCCGAUGCUGUCGGAUCAAGAACAUCCGCAAACACCCAUCAGCAGCCAGAGCCCCACAGAGCCGGAGGAGAUGGAUGGCCAGCCUGGACCGAUGGGCACUGGCCAGCCAGCGGUGGGGAGGUCAACGACACCAUCACCACAUGUUGGACCUGGCAGCAGUGCCCAACUUUGCGAGGCGCCGUUGCCACAGGCAACAGCAGAGGCGGAAGCCCUUGCCGUCGAGGAUGCAGACAAGCAAAUGCCUGUCCCCAUUUCGCCCGACUCUUCUGGCGUUCGACGCUCCCUGAGCGUCAUGAAUACCACUGGGACGAAGUACCUGGAGGUGGUGAACGCCUUCAAGAAGCUUAGCCUUUCGGGCGUGCAGGCCUGGGUCUUCAUCCUCUUGCUCGCCACCUUGGUGGAGGUCAUGUUCAAAGGCAUCCUGGCGCCGAGCAUGCCAACUGUGUGCUACUGGGUCUACAAGAAAUGCGAGAACUGCAACGUUUGGUACGACUUGAACUUCUACCAAUCGACGCAAGGGAUCAUCUACAUUCUUUGCAGCUUUGCUCUGAUCUUCGUGGUGGCCUUCGAGCGUGUGUUCCAAGAUUACCUGCACGGAAUCCAGCCCUAUUGGAAAUUCUGGGGCGUCAAGAUCGUGGUCAGCGUCACCUAUUUCCAGUGGCUUCUGUUCAAGUACGGCUUCCAGAUGCACGAGGAGGAGAUUUACCUCACUCACAGCUUGAUAUGCUGCAUUGAGAUGCCGAUCCUGUGUCUUCUUCAUGCGACCUACGCGUACCCCUAUGGGGAGGAGUGGAUGAAGCACCUCCUCGAAGACGACCUUUCCGGGGCACUUGGGGCACCGGUGCCUUUGGAUACUGAGGAAACUCCACCUCACACAGACACCUGGUGGGAACGGAAAGGAUGGUGCUGGGCAGUGCUGAGGUGGUGCUACCAUGCCACCCUGCUGGUCAUGUCCCUUCUUUCCAGUGUGGCGAUGGUGUGUUGGCUUCUGCCACCACAUUUAGACGUGGAGACCUUGCCUCCAGUCUACAACAUCACCUGCUCAAAGGAGGGUGUUUUGGACUACCUGAAGGGCAAUCUCAGCGCCAACUGGGCCCUGACGAACCGAAAGUCGGGCUUUGCACAGGUGGCUGGAGGGGACUACUGGCUCCCACUGUGCUCUUCAAUGGCAUUCGGAUGCCAACUCGGGUACAGAGGCCAUCCGAGAAUCUCCUGCAGCGCCGAAGGAGAUUACAAGGUGCAUGGCAUGUGUGAGCUCGUGGGCUGCGGAGCUCCACGGAAGGUGGAGCAUGCCAGCCCUGUCAUUGAAGAACAGGAGGCCAAGAAGGGAUGGACGACCGGCAUGACUGUCAAAUACAGCUGCGAUCGAGGAUAUUCUGGGCAAGCGUUUGCCACCUGUGGCAACGACGGCGCCUGGAAGUUCGAUGCUUCUCAGAGGUGCUCGCUCGUUGGUUGCGGUGCCCUCGAGACCUUUCUGCAGUCCUUUCAUUGGGGCGCAUCUGAUGGAUGGCGAGAGGCCAUGUCUAUGACCGGAGAGCAUGACCUCGAUCGGAGCUACGUGGGUGAGACAGUGCACUUCACAUGUUCGCCCGGCUACCGCGGCCGACCGGUUGCCCUUUGCCACGAAGGAGGGCGCUGGAGGAUGUCCGACGCUUGCGAGCCUUUCCAGACGUCACUGAAAUGUCACUGCAAACCGCGCUGGGUGCAGUGUGACGGCUGGCUGGGGACCGAUUGCAAGGAAUGGUACGGCUGCAAAGCCAGCACUGAUUCCUACGACUGGUGCGAGGUAGAUCCGCAGUCUUGCCCUCCAGAAGCCCACGACUUUUGGGGCGCAGAGCCUGCCUGGGACUACUGCGUGAACGACAAUUUCAAUAUCCACUGGGGGCCGAAAGCAGUUGCAGACAGAGGCAUCUUGCCAAAGACGGCAGGACUGUACAUAACUUUCCUCUUGACUGCUGCUGUUUCCUUCUUUUGCUUCCUGCAUCUGACUCUAGCCACGGCGAAGAAAUGCGCUGUCGCGUCGCAGCUUCGGAUCGUCGUAUCUCUUCGACGCUGUCUAUCCAGAACACCUGGCUUCACAAGACGUCGAUGGAGAAUCAUCAUGUGGGACAUUCGCAAUGCUUGUUAUGCAGGUUCUUCUGCAAUUGCAGAUGCUUCGUCGAGGCUGCGAAAGAGAACAACCGAUCUACUGGCCCGGGCUGUGAGCUACGUACAGAUGGCCCAGGCGGCCUGCCUCACAAGGGCACAAGCCAGCUGCGAUGCACUGCGGCAAAGAAUCUCCGCAGCAUCCAGCUGCCUAGGGAGGAUACCGAGCCGACUUUGCGUGUCCGGCGACAACAGUCUGCGGGCUCCGAUCCUGCCAGAAGGCGCUGGCGCAGAUGAUUUGGAAAGGCAGCGAUGCUGGCAAGGCCUCUUUUGUCAAGGUCAAACCUCCAAGCUUCGAGCCUUCAAAGGCAUCUUUCGGAACAACCCUUGA
Symbiodinium sp. CCMP2592 is the source of this 3915-nucleotide messenger RNA. The record is from the annotation of a GenBank genome assembly. NCBI's taxonomy places the organism in Eukaryota, Dinophyceae, Suessiales, Symbiodiniaceae.